Messenger RNA from Meleagris gallopavo (turkey), 877 nucleotides. RefSeq names its product heat shock protein family B (small) member 3 (gene HSPB3). Lineage: Eukaryota; Metazoa; Chordata; Aves; Galliformes; Phasianidae. The record is from RefSeq and is a predicted model, not a curated record. Gene Ontology annotation, cellular component: nuclear speck; cytoplasm.
UGUCCUAUCAAGUGCCUGUGUUCUGCCUGCCUGCUAAAAGUGAGAGGUGACAUCAAGUGAUCAGUUAGCCUGUGAGCAAGGCACACGCCUGGGGAGAGUUUGGUCUAAUAGUAGGUUCCCUUAGGCAACACGAACACAGCAACUUGUCUUUCUGCCUCAGCAAUGGCAGAAGCUGUUAUAAGACACUGGGUGGAAACUCCUGUACGCUAUCAAGAGCAGUUUGCUGCCAAGGAGCUGGAAGAACACAAACUGAAUCACUCUCUUUAUGCUUUGCCGGGACCUUUUACAGCUGCACUGAGCAGAAGAGGGCAAAUUACAGAAAGUACGGAUGGGGCCGAGGCAAGUGGCCAGGAAGAAAAAAAGACGGGCUUUCAGGUCCUGCUGGAUGUUGUGCAGUUUCGCCCAGAAGAUAUCAUUAUUCAGACUUUUGAAGGCUGGCUCCUGAUCAAAGCUCAGCAUGGACCCAGGAUGGAUGAGCAUGGCUUCAUAUCCAGAAGCUUCACCAGACAGUACAAACUGCCCGAUGGAGUGGAGAACAAAGAUUUGUCUGCGCAAUUCUGCCAUGAUGGCAUUUUGGUUGUUGAAAUGAAGAACUCGGUGGGAAUUAAUUAGAGUCUUGUCCUAUUGGUGAGAUAAAUUUAUUCUUAAUAUCACAAAUGGUAUUAUUCAAGCAAUGCUGUGGAGUGUAGAAAGCACGUGGCUGCGUUAAUAUUACAGAAAAGGAAAAUAAUCGUGUAUGUUUUUCAGUAUGCUGAAUUUGUUGUUUGAUGUGAAAUGUUAGACCAACUGUCCCCAGCUAAGUAUAUGCUGAAUAGCCAGACUUUUUGAACUGUAGAAAAGUUAGGUUAAUCACAGUAUGAGAAAAAAAAAAAAGAUA